Messenger RNA from Gracilinanus agilis (Agile Gracile Mouse Opossum), 3402 nucleotides. RefSeq names its product kinesin family member C2 (gene KIFC2). NCBI's taxonomy places the organism in Eukaryota, Metazoa, Chordata, Mammalia, Didelphimorphia, Didelphidae. The transcript has 18 exons. Gene Ontology annotation, biological process: microtubule-based movement. Gene Ontology annotation, molecular function: microtubule motor activity; ATP binding; microtubule binding. The record is from RefSeq and is a predicted model, not a curated record. Bases 1 to 2442 code for a protein of 813 amino acids.
AUGUAUGCCUUCUACUCGCUCCUGGUCUAUAUAUUUUACACCCUCUUUCGCAGGGAUGGGGAGGGAGCGGCUGCAGCAGCAGCUCACACCCGGGACUCCUCGCAGGGUGCUGGCUCCCUCCCCAGAAGUAGCCGCCCCCGCCGCCGCCGUGGCCGCCGCCGCGGCGGACCACAGCAAGAUCUUUGGACUGAGCUGAAUGGCUUAGACAGCUCCUCAGACCCAGACACUGAGGCUGACAGAGAUGAGAAACAGGAGGCAACAGCUGAGGGAGCUGCAGGCAGCUCCCCAGAGGUCUCUCUGGAAGAAGCCAUCACUCAGCUGGCUGAAUUCCUGUCUCUCCAUCUGGGGACAGGUGAAGGUUGGACAAGGUCUCUGGACCCAGACAAGGCUCCCCUGCUGCUGACACUGACUGAGCAGCUCCUAGCAGUGGUAGCCUGGCUUCAAAGGCCAGGUGAGAAGCGACCCCCAAGGUUCCAGCAUGGCCUGCAGCAUCAGCUUUGUGGAUCCCAGCAGACUGAGGGUCCAGCUCCUGCUACAACUCCAACUUCAUCUUCAGGAGGGCAGCCCUUAGCCCCAGAUGGCCUAAGGGGAGCCAUGAGGGGUGAUCCUAAGGGGCAAUCCCAGCAAAGAGAGGAGGAACAUAGGGACUGGCAGUGGUUGGAGGGAACAACCCUGGGGCAGAUUGAAGAACUGAAGCAACAGCUAGAACACCAGGAGGAGGAGUUGGGCCGACUUCGGCUGGGAGUGGGGAUAACAGACUCUGAAAAGCGGAUUCAGCACCUGACAUUGGAGAAUGAGGCCCUCAAACAGAGCCUGAGCCUGACCAGGGAGCUACUGCUACAAUGGGGGACUGGACCCCUUGUCCAGACUCCCUCUCCUGCCCAGGAGGAGGCAGAGGUCCUCAUGGAGCUUAGGAGUCGGCUCAGAGAGACUGAGGAGACAACAGAGACCCUUAGGGCCCAGCUGGGGGUACAGGAGGGGCAGCUAUGGGGACUUCAGGGGGCCCUUCAAGAACUGCAGCUUGAAGCAGCCACCCGGGAGUCUGAGCAAAGGAGCAAGAGGGAGCUGAGGCAGAUCCUGAGACAACUGGCAGGUCUUCGAGGGCACAUAGUUGCCUUGCGCCAGGGCUGUGGAGACCUUCGUGGGCUGGUCAUUACCUUCACCCAGAAUUACCAGGGGGCCCUGAAGGAGGCCCAAGUACAGGUGUGCUGGGCCUUGGGGGAGCUGUCAGCCAGUCAGUGGGGAAAGAGAGUCCCUGAAAUUCGGAAGAAACCCAGAAGAGCUUAUCAGGGACGACUGCUGGAGCUCAGAGGGAAUAUCAGAGUGCUGUGCAGGCUAAAGCCAGGAAGUCCGGGAAACCUGCUGAAUGUGAACCCAGGUCCUGGGGGCACAGUCACUGCUAACUAUCGAGGACGCCAACGUCACUUCCGCCUUGAUCGUGUAUUCCCCCCUGAUGCCACCCAAGAGGAGGUGUUUAGGGAGCUAGAACCUGCCGUGCUGUCCUGUCUUCAGGGUUAUAGCGUUUGCAUCUUCACCUAUGGCCAAACUGGGACUGGCAAGACCUACAGCAUGGAGGGUCCCCCUGAGGACCCAGGCAUUGCCCCAAGAGCCCUGCAGUCACUCUUCCGGGAGAUGGGAACACAAGGGGGACCAAGACAGCACCGUGUAACAGUCAGCAUGAUAGAGAUCUACAAUGAGGCUGUGAGAGAUCUCCUGGCCCCAGGACCCCCUGAGCGCCUUACAGUUCGUCAGGGGCCAGAGGGUUGUGGAGGAAUCCAUGUGCCUGGACUCACCUGCUGGGAUGUGUCUGAUCUAAGGGCUCUACACAAGAUGCUGAAUCUGGGGAGGAGAAAUCGAGCCACAGCGGCCACACAUAUGAAUGAGCACAGCUCUCGAUCUCACGCCCUGGUCACCCUGACGCUGACCACUGCUGCUCCUCCUCAUGGCCCAGGAACUGCAGGGACGCUACAUCUAGUGGACCUGGCAGGCUCUGAGCGGGUGUGGAAGGCUAUGACAACGGAGCCCAGCGGCAGGCUUGGGGCCAGGGGCCAGCGGCUUCGGGAAGCACAGACCAUCAACCGCUCGCUGCUGGCCCUGGGGGGGGUGAUGGCAGCCCUCCGGGCACGCCAGCCCCAUGUCCCCUUUCGGGAUUCCCAGCUCACCAGGCUGCUGCAGCCUGCAUUAGGACCGGGAGCUACCGCCGUAAUGCUGGUGCAGAUCUCUUCACGCCCGGAGGAUGUAGGGGAGACCGUAUGCUCCCUUAAGUUCGCCGAACGUGUGAGCCAAGUGGAGUUGGGACCGGCCCGGCGCCACAGGACCCCAUCCUCGGGGACCCCCUCAUCGCCCAGCACCGGGGGCACUCCUUCCACACCUAGCUCUGAGGGGAUCUCCCCACAAGCAGAACAGCCAUCUCCCUCCGGAGAACCCCACCAGGUGUCCUGAUAGCCCAUGCUUACGGCCAGGGAAGCCCUAAGAGGGCUGGAGCUGAGGGUUAUACAUUUCCCUAAGUUAAUUUACUAUUUUAAAAAAAAAAAAAAAGGGCUACCCUCAAAUGCAGAGGUAGACUUGACUCCUUGCUGGAAGAUAGAGAUUCCCCCACUCGAAGCACUUGUAUUUUCUUUGGACCGGGAUAAACCUCCCACAGAUCCCAAUCCAGUCUUCUUCCUUCCCAGUCGCCAGGCCCCCUUCUCUCCCCCGCCCUUAUCAAACCCUUGCUCUUAUCGACCGCUCACAGCAGGAGGCCCAGACCCCACUGGAAGGGGGGAGGGGAGACCCCAGCUGUGAUCACUCACCCCCAAUCACAGACUUUGGGUUUAAAGUGUCUCAGUCCUUUAUUGCCUCUAUCCCUGUGUGCCCUGACCCCCACCAAGCCCCAAAGCUCCGGAGCAACCAGCUCACCUCCCUUUUCUCUACCCCUGCCCCCCAACAACAAAGGUGCUAGUUCUUCCCCCCCCAAAGCCCAAAGGAGGGGCUUUAGGCAGUGUCCCAGCCUUUUCUUUCAGCCCAGAGAUAGUAUGGACUGGGGAAUGGACAGGACCUGAUGGAUGGAGGGGGCAAACUGUGAUAGGAAAGGACAUAAGAUGUUUGAGGGGGUGAAGAAAAGGGAAAGAAUUCCGGGUCGUCAACAGAAUUGAGUUGGGGUCUCUAUUUUGGCUCUAACUUACUGAAUGACCUUGGGUAAUUUCUUCUCCUCGAGCAUGUUUAUUUCUCACCAAAAUUAGGGGGUUAAACUGUGAUCUGAAAGGUCCUUCCAAUUCUAAGAUUCUGUGACAAAUGGACUGUCCCCAGGGCUCCAGCCAGGCUCCAACUACAAAGGGAGCCUCCUUCUCACUGUCUCUCUCCCUCUGGGAAGCCGUGGCAGUAUCACUCCACAAGGCCUAAUAAAUUCCACAAGGGUUCUAA